AUGGCGGAUGUAUUCCAACCCCGCGUGUCCUUCGAUACAUUCGACAAACCGGCCGACUUCAUUGAAGAGACCUCAUUCACGCUUAUAGCCAAGCACAAGGACUACGAGUACACUAAACGCUCACGAACGUUUCUGUGCGGCUGCGAUGACAACGACUAUUCGGAUUAUGCGCUGCAAUGGCUAAUAGACGAGUUGGUGGACGACGGUGACGAGGUCGUGUGCUUGAGGGUGGUGGAAAAAGACGACACCAUAGCCAGCGACAGAAGCGUCGAAAAGGGUCGCUACCGUGCGGAGGCAGAGGCUUUGAUGAAGUCUGUGCAGGCGAAGAACCACGAGAACAAAGCUAUCAAUUUGGUUCUGGAGUUUGCGAUGGGCAAGGUGAAUACUGUUAUUGACGACAUGAUCAAUCUGUAUGAGCCAGCAAUUCUCGUAGUCGGCACCAGAGGCCGGAGUCUAGGUGGUUUCCAGGGUCUGCUCCCCGGAUCAGUGUCCAAGUACUGCCUUCAGCACUCACCUGUGCCCGUUAUUGUUGUGCGUCCUUCGUCGAAGCGUAACAAGGCACGGAAUAAACGUGCUCUAGACCCGAACAGACACUCCUACAAGGAUCUGUUGGAAAAGAGUGGCCACCUGAUCGACACCGAUGCUCGUAGCUUCAAUGUAGACGACUCACGGCAGGCGUCCGAAGACGAGGCCGCCGCUGUAGCCGCGGCGAUUGGAUAUAGACCGUUAGGAGGAAGUCCCUUGGUGCAAUCCCAGACAGUUCCUGUGAACUUGGACCGAACCAUCGCAGACCAAGACCUGAAGAGCCCCGGCGUUGUCAUGAAGAGCCCGGAGCUGCAAAAUCUCGAAAGUCCCGAGAUAUCAGAUUCGAGCAUUAGCGAUGAUGAAGAUGAUGGUGGCGUACCUACCGCUGCUCUAGGUCUAGGCGUAGAUGUUGAGAGAGAGGCUGGGGAAGCGCAGAGCGCGAGGUCUGCCGAAGAGGUUCAGAGGGCAGUGCCCGAGAUCAAAGAAACGGAGCUCAGCGAGGUGGACCCCAACUGGAACGAGGCAGUUGCCACAUAA
Didymosphaeria variabile is the source of this 1062-nucleotide messenger RNA. RefSeq lists its product as uncharacterized. The coding region runs from base 1 to 1062 and encodes 353 amino acids. The record is from RefSeq and is a predicted model, not a curated record. NCBI's taxonomy places the organism in Eukaryota, Fungi, Ascomycota, Dothideomycetes, Pleosporales, Didymosphaeriaceae. The transcript is spliced from 3 exons.